CAGUAAAUGACAUUAAUUAAACAAUCAUCAAAGUAAAUUUAUUUUGUGACAUUCAGCGUCGAGACAAAUUAUGCAUUUCAUAUAAUUAUACCAAUUAAAGAUUAUGGGCUAUUUAAUUAUUAUAAAACAUAUAGAUAAUUAAUUCUCAUGAUCACAUGCUAACCACAACAGACAUCUCAUUUUAAUAGGCUCCUUUUAUCCAAUCAUGAACAAGCAAGAUACUGUUAAACAAGAUAUGCAAAUUUGUGUAAGAGGUAUAAAAGGAGCUUAGGAAAAAGAAUUAUACACUAUAAAUUGUCUUUAAACCAUAUACAGUUGUACAACCGUAGGUCCUCAUUCAAAAUGGAGAAUAAAACCCAGUCAUUUGAGCAACUGAUGCUGAAAGUUGUUUAUGACGGGGAUAUAAAGAAUUUAAUGAAGUUGUUGCGUUUUGGAAUAAGUACAAAUAUUUUCGACAACAAUGGUGACCCACUGUUAUUCACACCGAUAGUUAAUGGACACGUUGACAUGUUAGAUGCCUUGUUGACGCAUGGUAAAUGUGAUCUGGACAAAUCAAGUCAGGAAUACCGAACACCCUUGAUGUUAGCAGUUGAGAUGGAUGAUAUCAGAAUGAUAAGGCAUCUUAUCAGAGCAGGUGCUAAUGUGAACACAAUCGACAAUUUAGGCAAGACUGCGUUACUGCUUGCUUUGGAAGAGGGAAAAUUUGAAAUAGCGGAAUAUUUAAUCAAACACGGUAGCGAUGUUAACAGUGUGGAUGACUUAGGUCAGUCAGCAAUGUUCCACAUUACUAGUGGAGAAAGGAGAGACUGCUCUAGAAUCAUCAAGAUCCUUCUUCAAUGUGAUUACAAGAUCAAAGAAAAUAUUGAUCAGAUUUCAAGAGAAGAAAUUGCCACGUAUCAAAAGCAACAAGAAAAGAAAAUACCUAACUUAGUGAGAAAAAUAAGCCUGAAAAUGAAAAGAUUACCCAGUGUUAGAAAAAGUUCACGGAUUACCAAAUUCUCUUGAAAGAGUUGUGUAAAGUGAUAAUACUUUCCGUUCCCUUCGGAGGAUCUCCACAGCCUUCUCCCUCACAGCUGGCAGAACUCUUUCAAUAGACCUUUUUGUUUCGAUUUCGAGAAUAAGAGUCUUUGGAAAAGGGAAAUAAGUCAGCUUAAAAGUCAAAUGAAGAGGUUUUGAUGUGGUGAAGCAUUAAUCUAAAGAAAACAGAAUCAUAUGCGAUUGUAAACAUAAACAAUGAACAUACAGAAGUUCCUAGAUGAACUUUUACUAGAACAGUCAGAAUAAACACAGAGUCGUCCUGUGAUAUGACAGAAUUCAAACUUGACAGACUUGCUGUGAACACUGUCAGAAAGUUCUAAUUAUUAUUGAUUAUUGAGAAAUAAAAUCAUUU
Saccostrea cuccullata (small rock oyster) is the source of this 1390-nucleotide messenger RNA. RefSeq names its product putative ankyrin repeat protein RF_0580. Lineage: Eukaryota; Metazoa; Mollusca; Bivalvia; Ostreida; Ostreidae. The transcript is spliced from 4 exons. Gene Ontology annotation, molecular function: protein binding. The record is from RefSeq and is a predicted model, not a curated record. The coding region runs from base 343 to 1005 and encodes 220 amino acids.